Molecule: messenger RNA, 1594 nt
Organism: Solanum stenotomum
Lineage: Eukaryota; Viridiplantae; Streptophyta; Magnoliopsida; Solanales; Solanaceae
Product: RHOMBOID-like protein 13
Exons: 1
Coding region: 508-1323 (271 amino acids)
Cellular component (GO): membrane
Molecular function (GO): serine-type endopeptidase activity
Source: RefSeq, a predicted model, not a curated record
GACAAGAGACCACCAUUGUAAUCUUUCCAUUUGCGUAUGUCACUCCAAAGGAGCCUCGACUCUUCUUCACAAGCGAAACAACUGAAACCCCUCUUUCUAAUUACAUUGAUUUUCUAGCAACAUUUCUUCAAGAAAUCUGUAAGUAUUCAUACAUUCAAUCUUGCUUGUUUAUAGAUUUGGGAUACCAUCAAAUUCUCUGAAUUUAUUGAAAAUUGAUAGCUUGAUUGAUCUUUGUACAAAGAUUUCUUGAAUCUUAGUUAUAUUGGAUCUGAAUAACAUUGCAAUCAAGAAAUUCUGAAGUUGGGUUUGCUGAUUUGGGUCUUUAUGUGAUUUGACGUUCAAUAAAUUAGUCUGAAGUGCAAGAUUCUUGGUUUUCUGAUUUGGGGUUUUUCUAUAUCUGUUUCAAGAUUCAAUUUUUCUGUGGAUUCUUUGCGUCUUUGUAAGUAUUUUAGCGAUAAAGUUGAAGAAGGAAUUGUGAGUGGCUGAGGGGGUAAAAGGUUUCUUCACAUGGGGAAACCAUUGUUUUAUGAGAUAUUGGAGAAGCCAGCAACUAGUUGUGCAAUUGGAAUAUGCAGUGCAAUUUGGUUUUAUAUUCAGAAGUCAAAUAUUGGUUAUUCACAUGUUGGUUUGAGUUAUGAAACUGCUUUGGAAGGUCAUUAUUGGAGGAUAAUAACAUCAGCAUUUUCACAUAUUAGUGUGCUUCAUCUUGUUUUCAAUAUGAGUGCACUUUGGAGUCUUGGAGUUGUUGAACAAUUGGGGCAUUUAGGUCUUGGUAUGCAGUAUUAUCUUCAUUAUACACUGGUGUUGGUUGUUCUUUCGGGCAUACUUGUCAUUGGAAUGUACCAUAUCUUGAUUCAGAAAUUUAAGCUAGAAUAUUUUCGGAGAGUUACUGCUGUUGGAUAUUCUUGUGUGGUGUUUGGGUGGAUGACGAUUCUUUCAGUGAAGCAACCGUCGUCAAAGUUGAAUCUUUUUGGUUUUCUUUCACUUCCCAUCAGCUUUGCGCCAUUUGAGUCGCUCAUAUUCACUUCCAUUAUUGUUCCUCAAGCGAGUUUUAUUGGACAUUUAUCGGGAAUUGUUGUUGGUUAUGCUGUUGGUUGGGGUCUGAUACAUGGGAUGAACAAUUACUGGGCGGUUACAAUGCUGGGAUGGACUGUGCUUGUGUUUGUUUUCAGUUUGAAAAAGUCUGGUACAUUUGAUUUGAACUUUCUUGAGAUUGAACCUGUCACAGAUCCCUCUCUGCCUUCAGUACGUUUUUUCGCAGCUGGAACUGGUAGAAGUUUGCGGAUGAGUACAUUACCAGAUGCUGGUGCCGAUCUUGUAUAGCUUUUGGAAGAUUUCACUGCUUACUUGGGGAUCACAACGUAAUUCUAGUAUUGUUAUUUGCUGGAUGAGUUGUUGAUUAUGCACAGUUACCUCCAAAACCAUCAUUUACCCAAUGAUAUGUUCAUUGGUUCUCGAAGCACCUGUUUGUUAAUUGAACCAACUUUUUAGGUAACCACUGUCAUUUUUAAGUGUGGUGCGCAAAGUUGUUAUUACAUUUUAUAGAAUAUAGAUGAACCAUGAUGUAUUCCACUUAACACUAAAUUUUUGUGAU